AUGCGAGAAUUUAGCCGUAGGAAUCCACCGACGUUUGAUGGGACAAAUAGUGACCCUCUUGUGGCCGAUCAUUGGUUAGCACAAAUCCGUAAACUUUUCAAUGCUCUUAAGAUUACCGAAGAUGAUUUACGACUGAAUAUCUUGGCUGUUCAACUUAUCGGGGAAGCCAAUGAGUGGUGGGAAUCUGUCCUAGAAUCUAGGAAGGAUGCGAGGAGAGCGGCAAGGACCGUAGCUCAAGUAGAUGAGCCAGACGUUGAGAAUUUGACAUGGGCAGAAUUCGAGGCGUUAUUUGAGGAGCAGUAUUUUCCAGAAACUAGCCGUGAGCAAUUGACGGACCAAUUCGAAAAGUUAGAGCAAGGAAGCAUGACCGUGUCGGAGUACGCACAAAAGUUUCAGUCUUUAUCUCGAUUUGCGCCAGAGUUGGUGGCGACGGAGGAAAGGAAAUGUAGACGUUUUGAGAAGGGGCUUCAUAAUACCGUGAGGAGAAUGGUAAUGGUGCAACGUAAGACAAAAUACGCCAAGGUUGUUGAGUGUGCGAGAAGUAUUGAGAUACCAAAGGAAGCGCAGAGGAAUAGGGGAGUUUGGGAACCGAGGCAACAAGUUGGGAGUGUGAGUUCGUCGUCGGGAAGCUUUGGGAGUCAAGGACGGAAGAGACAGAGGGAACCAUCUCAGCAACCAUCUAAUCAAUCCAACUUUAGGGUACCUUCUUCUUCAAGGACUCGGGGUGUUUUGUCUAGGCCUCCGUCUGUGUGCUACAAGUGCAAUCAACCUGGACACAUUCGUGCUCAGUGUCCACAUCUCCAGAAGGCUUGUUAUGUUUGUGGGAAGAUGGAUCAUCUCGCUAGGAAUUGUCCUCAGGGGUCGAUAGUGCAAAGUGAGUCGGGUUCCGGGCAGUAG
Messenger RNA from Rhododendron vialii, 897 nucleotides. RefSeq lists its product as uncharacterized. NCBI's taxonomy places the organism in Eukaryota, Viridiplantae, Streptophyta, Magnoliopsida, Ericales, Ericaceae. The coding region runs from base 1 to 897 and encodes 298 amino acids. Gene Ontology annotation, molecular function: nucleic acid binding; zinc ion binding. The record is from RefSeq and is a predicted model, not a curated record. The transcript has a single exon.